UUGCAUAGUGUUAUUAUGAUGCAUACCGGCAAAUCGGAGGAAAGGUUUUAUAGUGAUGAAAUCGCGUACAUGCUAAUAGUGGGAAGCUGUAGAAACCCAAGGCCGGACGGUACUGUCGAUUGGGAUAUCGUAGAGAAGUUCUUUGCAAAUGAUUUGGUUCCCCAUGACAAGCCUUUGACCUACGAACAUUGCAGCCUCCUGACACCCAAGUUCCAUGCCUUCCUGAAGCAAUGUCCAACCGUUCAAUACCAACCUGAGAAGCUUAAGUGGACAAAUCGAUCAGAUAUGAUAGGCUUGUCACAGCAAGCAUCAAAAGUAACCGCCGCACUGAUACUUUCAUCCGUCCUCGAGUAUUCACUGGGAAACCUAUUCUUCACCAGAACUGGUUCUACACCGCCACAUCUGCUUCGGGAUCUACUGAUGACCGACGCCCUAGCGACGGAGCUAGGCGAAACUGUGAUAUACCUUCUGCGUCUUGUGCUGGGCAGUCCAAAUGGCAUCAACUUGAGAAAUUUGGUGUGGCAUGGAUUUUUGAGUGACGAAGAUCUAAGUCCGAUCUACAACAAUUUUCUGCUGUUGAUUAUGACCUCGAUUGGGAACACUUUGGACCAGCGAAAUUGUUCCAUGAAGCAUCGGAGUUGUUCCUUGGAUGGUCAGUUACUACUCGCCAAGAUUAAUGCUGAAUGUUUUAGCGAAGUUCAGUUCAGAACCUGCCUCAUAAAUAAUCGAUUUGUAACAGAACUACAACGAAGAGAUUGGAUGGACACUUUGAACUACUACAAUCAGAAGCAGUAUUAUUGUUGUGUGAGCCGCGCCUUGACUCAACUGGAAAUGUAUCUACGGAGGUUAUAUGGCGAACUCUAUGGAAGGGAUCCGCGAGCCAAACUAGACGAAUACUACAUUAUAAUGGACACCGUUUUCGAAGAGCGCAAUUCCACAACAGGAGAACGCAAUAAGAUUUAUGAUCAUUUCAGCGCUUCCCUUUUAGAGCUAGUAUACGAUCUGUUCUCAGCGAUGCAUGGACCCAGAAUUAGAGACAAAUUGAGCCACGGCGAACUAAAAAUAGAUCAAAUUGAUGAAACCAUAGCCAAAGCAGUUCUGUUCACAUGCUGUUUGGUCAUCACAAAUAAUUCACAAUUUACCUACAGGAGUGUCUAUCAUCCCAAUGGAAUCCUGCAAGCAAAACUUAAGGAGUGCAAAGCUGCAGUACAUCAAAUCCAGAGUCUACAAUUUCCGGAGACCAUUGAUGACUCGGAAUCGAUCGGAGAUUUCCCAUUCAUACCCCAAGUGAACAUAAUCGUGCAUGCCAAAAUCUUCUACCGUCCAGAUGGCGAAGACGUAUUAAUUGGGUAUCUACAACGGAUAGCUGUUGCAUUGGAACUGGCUGCCAAGAAUCUCCACCAGUCGCUGACUUUAAAACUAGAGGCCGUGGAGAGGAGGGAACUUCGAUCGAGGGCUAGGAAUACUUUCAACAACAUGCUGAAAAUGCUUCCGACAAUCCGCAAAGCGUUUGAGCAUGUCCUAAGCUUGCUAGUGUGGAUAUUCUAUUGCCUUAUGGAGGCCAACGAAAUACGCGACAUGGACAAACUGGUCAGAUUUAUGAAGUUUAUCCUAAAAUACACAGAAAAUGCGGCUAACAAUCUAGAUGCGAAGAACAACGUCUGGCUACCCCUGUACGAGACAUCGAGGCGCGAGCUGUACGAUAAAACUAGGCAAAAUCUUAAGCUACUGCUGUGCUGAAUUUGAGUUUUUGGGAUUUGAUAGAAGUGUUAUCUUUGUCUCCGAAAGAGAUGUUUACUGUAAAAUGGUUUAAGUCGAAAUAAAUAAAGCUUAGAUAUAUUCGCAA
Messenger RNA from Aedes albopictus (Asian tiger mosquito), 1846 nucleotides. Its product is annotated as endoplasmic reticulum membrane-associated RNA degradation protein-like. The record is from RefSeq and is a predicted model, not a curated record. Lineage: Eukaryota; Metazoa; Arthropoda; Insecta; Diptera; Culicidae.